GACUGACUCAGUGUGAAUCGUCGCUAGCUGGCGAUCGGUCGUUUUUUCGGGUCGGAAUUUUUGCUUGUCUUCCAGCAACUGGAGAGACAAAGAAAAUACUGUGAAAUAAUAUCAAUCAAUACUGUUCGGGAUCAAAAGUUUGUGCAUUGAUUUAAUUUAAUAAUAUAUGUUUGUUAUUCCUGCAACAUGUUGAGGAUCUUUCUAUGCGGAAUUCUUUUGCAAUACGCCCUGCUGAUAAAUGCCACUGGUCUCUAUUCGGUGGUGGGGCCUGGUACCCUCCGGUCAAACUCCAAGUACAAUGUGGCCGUUUCUGUCCACAAGGCAGAUGGUCCGAGCCAGAUAAAAGUCAGUCUAAAUGGACCCUCCUACAACGAGACGAAGCAAAUCGAACUGCUGCCCAUGUCCACCCAGAAUGUGGAGUUCGAGGUGCCCAAAUUGGCCAGCGGCAAUUACAAUCUUACUGCCGAAGGUCUAUCCGGUGUUGUGUUUAAGAAUUCUACCAAAUUGAACUAUGCGGAUAACAAGCCAUCGGUCUUUCUGCAAACUGACAAGGCCACCUACAAGCCAGCCGAUCUGGUGCAAUUCCGUAUUCUCUUUCUGGAUGAGAACACGCGACCUGCGAGGAUUGAAAAGCCUGUAUCUGUCAUAAUCACAGAUGGAGCACAAAAUAGAAUUAAACAGCUAAGCGACGUCAAGUUGACGAAGGGCGUUUACUCUGGUGAACUUCAGUUGUCCGAACAGCCUGUUCUGGGCAACUGGCAGAUCUCCGUCAGCGUGAAUGGUGAAAAUACGGAGACAAAGUCCUUUAUGGUUGACAAAUAUGUCCUGCCGAAGUUCGAGGUCAUCGUGGACACACCCAAGGAUGUGGUAAUUGCAGACAAGGUGAUCAAGGCCACGAUCCGGGCCAAGUAUACCUACGGAAAGCCAGUCAAGGGCAAGGCCACAGUUUCCAUGGAACAAAACAAUGGAUACUACUACUUUAUGGACCAUGAGACGGACGGCAACAAACAGGAGAAAACCAUUGACGUCGAUGGAAAGGGUCAUGUGGAGUUUGACAUUAAUAGAAUUGCCCAUAGAGUAGCAUACUUACCACCCAUUAAACUCUUCGCCGUCGUCACUGAGGAACUGACUGGUAUUAAGCAGAAUGCCACUGCCACAGUUACCCUUCACCAACAGCGAUACAAGAUGGAGGCUUUUGAAAGCCCUGGCAACUUUGAGAGCGGGAAGUCGUUCAUCUAUCAGGUGGUGGUGAAGAAUGUGGAUGGCUCCCCAGUCACGAGCUCUACGAAAAACGUCACAAUUGGCUUUGACAAUUCAUAUACCUUUUAUAAUGAGCCAACUCCUGCACGUAUUAACUUUGAGGCACCAGUGAAUAAGAGUGGCAUUGCCACCUUUAAUGUUACGCUGCCCGAAAGCGAAAACAGAUUUUAUCAUAUAUUUGCAUCAUUUGAUGGGUCACAGAACAGCAUCGGUACCAUUUCAAGCUUUAAACCAAGCAGAGUGAGCGGGGAGCCACUUAAGAUUCAGGUGAACACAAAAAAACCUAAGCUAGGCGAACGAGUUUCCUUUGACGUCGCCUCGAUUGAAGAGCUGCCCUAUUUUGUAUACACCAUUGUGGCCAGAGGUAAUAUUAUACUCACGGAUUACGUGGAUGUGCCAAAGGGCCGAAAAACAUACACGGUUAAGUUCACACCAACAUUUAGCAUGGUGCCCGAGGCAACGAUCUAUGUACAUUAUAUUUUGAACAACGACCUACACUUCGAGGAGAAAACUAUUAGCUUCGAGAAGGAGUUUAGCAACUCGAUUGAUAUUUCGGCUCCGACGAAUGCUAAGCCCAGUGAAGAGGUCGAGCUACGGAUUCAAACCGAUGCCGAUUCCUUUGUGGGUCUUCUGGGAGUGGAUCAGAGUGUUCUGCUGCUCAAGUCGGGCAAUGAUCUAAACCAGGAUGAUAUAUUCAACAGCCUCAAAAAAUACGACACAUCAACACCUAGGAUACAGGGCUAUGGACGUUAUCCUGGACAGACAUCCGGAGUGGUGACGCUUACGAACGCCAACUAUCCCUACAGCUCUGGUCGCCACUUUAAUGGAAUCCCACACCGGCCACCAUAUCAGUAUUAUCGAAUCGGCACAAGAUUUAGUGGUCAACGUGUCCCUACAACUGUGAGAUAUUUUGCUCAGAGUCUCAAAAAUAUACCACCAAAUGUAAUCGCUCCAAGACCAACAGCCCAACAAACGACAAUUCGUAAAGAGUUUCCAGAAACGUGGUUUUUUGAAAAUGUGGGUGAAGAUGGCCUUACCCUGACCAAAAAGAUACCGGACACGGUCACCUCAUGGGUGGUUACGGGUUUCUCCCUUAACCCAACCUCCGGAAUCGCUUUAACCAAGAGCCCAAGCAAGAUUCGAGUAUUCCAGCCCUUCUUCGUGUCCACCAACCUGCCGUAUUCCGUAAAGCGAGGCGAGGUAAUUGCUAUUCCCGUGGUCAUUUUCAACUACCUGGAUAAGAACCUGGAUGCAGAUGUGGUUAUGGACAAUUCCGAUCAGGAGUACGAAUUCACCGAGGCCACCAACGAGGUGUUGGAGAAGGCCAUCGACGAGGUGCGCCGGGUCAAAAGGGUUACGAUACCGGCCAAUAGUGGCAAGAGUGUUUCAUUUAUGAUCCGACCAAAGAACGUGGGAUUCACAACCCUGAAAAUCACAGCCACCUCCGCCCUGGCCGGUGAUACUAUUCAUCAGAAGUUAAAGGUUGAGCCGGAGGGCGUAACCCAGUUCGAGAACCGGGCUGUCUUUAUCAACCUCAAGGAUCAGCCGGAGGUGUCUCAGUCCCUGGAAGCCGAAAUUCCCAGCGAGGUCGUGCCUCAGUCCGAAUUCAUAGAGUUCUCUGUGGUUGGUGAUCUUCUGGGACCCACGCUCCAGAAUCUCGACAAUCUGGUGCGUAUGCCGUACGGCUGCGGAGAGCAGAACAUGGUAAACUUUGUGCCCAACAUCCUGGUCCUGAAAUAUCUGGAGGUUACUGGUCGAAAGCUUCCGUCCGUGGAGUCCAAGGCUAGGAAGUUCCUGGAGAUUGGCUACCAGAGGGAACUGACCUACAAGCACGACGAUGGCUCCUAUAGUGCAUUUGGAAAAUCGGACGCUUCGGGCAGCACCUGGCUCACCGCCUAUGUGAUGCGUUCCUUCCAUCAAGCAGGAACCUACACGGAUAUCGAUCCUAAGGUUAUCACUGCUGGACUUGACUUCCUCGUAUCGAAGCAGAAGGAGAGUGGCGAGUUCCCGGAGGUCGGCAAACUCUUUGACAACGCGAAUCAAAACCCAUUGAGUCUAACCUCGUUCGUCCUGCUGGCUUUCUUCGAGAAUCAUGAACUCAUCACGAAGUACCAAAGUGCCAUUGAGAAGGCAGUGCGCUAUGUGGCCGAGGAGGCCGACAAGACGGACGACCAGUAUUCCUUGGCCAUAUCCGCCGUGGCCCUCCAACUGGCGAAGCAUCCGGAUGCGGAAAAGGUCAUUGCUAAGCUGGAGAGCGUGUCGCGAAAUGAAAAUGGUCAAAUGUGGUGGUCCAAGGCCCCGGAAUCGACUGGUGAGAAUGGAAGGAUUUUCCACUGGAAACCUCGCAGUAACGACGUCGAGAUCACUUCCUACGUUCUGCUUGCGCUUCUUGAAAAGGAUACGGCUGAGAAGGCCUUGCCCAUCAUCAAGUGGCUAAUAUCGCAGCGAAACAGCAACGGAGGAUUCUCCUCCACUCAGGACACCGUGAUUGGUCUGCAGGCGCUCACGAAAUUCGCCUACAAGACGGGCUCUGGCUCCGGCACCAUGGACAUUGAGUUCGCAUCUGCGGCUGAAUCCAACAAUACAAUCAAGGUGAACCCAGAGAACUCAUUGGUGCUGCAGACCCAUGUUCUGUCCAAGACCACUCGCAAGGUCGACUUUACAGCCAAGGGUAAUGGCUCGGCCAUGGUUCAGCUCUCCUAUCGCUACAACCUGGCGGAGAAGGAGAAGAAGCCCAGUUUCAAGGUAACUCCCACGGUCAAGGACACGCCCAGUCAGCUGCUGGUGGUGGACAUCUGUGCCGAGUACGUGCCCUUGGAAGACGCCGACAAGGACAAGGACUCCAACAUGGCGGUAAUGGAAAUCGCCCUGCCUUCAGGAUUCGUUGGCGACGCCGACAGCUUGGACAGAAUCCAGGCUGUGGAUCGGGUGAAGCGCGUGGAGACCAAGAACUCCGACUCCACGGUGGUCGUCUACUUUGACAGCCUAACUCCCGGGGACGUUCGCUGCCUGCCGGUGGAGGCCUCCAAGGCUCACGCGGUGGCCAAGCAGAAGCCCGCCUCCGUUUCCCUAUACGACUACUAUGACACGGACCGCAAGGCCACCGAGUACUACCAGGUGCAGUCUUCCCUGUGCGACAUCUGCGAGGGCGCCGACUGCGGAGAGGGCUGCAAGAAGGCCUAAGUUCGAAGUGGAACCAAUUUAUUUCCCUUUAGAAAGAUUAAAUAAAAAACACAUUUUAAUAAAAUUCUUUAUGACCACA
This is a messenger RNA of Drosophila yakuba, 4522 nucleotides long. It is a transcript of the gene Tep2, whose product is annotated as CD109 antigen. Gene Ontology annotation, cellular component: extracellular region. The coding region runs from base 187 to 4443 and encodes 1418 amino acids. NCBI's taxonomy places the organism in Eukaryota, Metazoa, Arthropoda, Insecta, Diptera, Drosophilidae. The record is from RefSeq and is a predicted model, not a curated record. Gene Ontology annotation, molecular function: endopeptidase inhibitor activity. The transcript has 8 exons.